GGUGGUCGUGUUUUGGUUUUGAAAAUUUUCACUAUGCAAAUAUGAAUAAGAAGUACGAAAGUUUAUUUUACCUAAAACUUUUAGUUUAAACUUUGUUAAGUGUUUAAACAAUUAAGUAGUGUUUGGUGAUGUUUUUUAUUUGAAAGACUAUUUGUAUAAUGGACACUUUAGUAUAAAAUAAUGCAUAAAUACUAUAUCUCGGUGUUAUUAGUGCGCUUGGUUCUACCAGCGUCACUUCUUCUUGGUAUAGCACUGCGGCCAUUCGGCCUUUCUCUUAUAUAUUUGCUGCUGUACUUGAUAGCGCCGUUUCCACAAGUACCAGAUUCCAAAACAUUCCGAGGCUGCCGAGGCAAAUAUCUUCAACUCAAUCUUGUUGUCUCCGCGUUGCUUUUGCUAGUUCAUGCAAUAUGGCACAGUGUCCUGGCAGGUUUUGCGCCUUAUGGUUCUCUUUUCGACGAUUAUCCGAUCAUUCAAACGAUCGGAUUCAACCUCGGUCUUGUAUCAUAUGCGGGAAUAGAUCCACUUAUGGCAGUGCAUUAUCUUGCACCGGAGCUGGUUGUAAUGGGCACAUCAUUAGCAGUGAACUUGAUGGUGCGUACCCUUCUUGUUGGAUCUUCUAAUGAUGAAGUUAUUAGAAAAGAUUCCAAGCAUCAGCGGUUUCCUUUGCUCACAAGUGCAGGCAAAUAUCUCGCACUAUUACUUUUAAUGGCAUCCGGAAUAAUGCGUCCUAGUGUAACAUCAGGGAUAUAUUUCCUGGUGUUUAUGGGUGCGGCAACGGCUUGGGCUGUAGGAAAGCCCCUAGAACGUGGGUUCGCCGUGGUGAGCCGCUGUGUCAUGGCCAUCAUGGGCGUCCAUAUAGCAGUACUUCUUGUUUACCAGUGCACUUGGAUCAUAGACAUUUUUCCACCAGAGACGGAUAUGGCUAGAUAUUUUGGCCUCACAAAACUAGUUAUUCUUAACGAAACAGAUUCAUCGAAUUUUACGUAUGAAGUGACCGACGACCACAUGUGGGCUACUUUGGCUAGUCCCUUAGUGAUACUCUUUUCAUACUUUUUCCUCGCCAUUGAAACACGAGAACUCUUCAAACCAAAGGCGAAGAAAAAGAGUGCUUUAACUGGCCUCGAAGCGGGUAAACUGAACGGUUCUUUGGUGCGCGGCGUGUCCUUCCACCGCGGCAGCAGACACGCGCCGCGCGACAAGUGGAGGAACGCCACGAAGAAAGUUCGCCUCCUUCGUAACAUGAGCCCUAGUAAGCGCUGGUCGGGCGGCCGAGCCAGCUCUGUUACGCGUCAACUGCACCAAGACUCCACCGGCUCCGUCGUUGUACCUGAUGAAGAAUCAGUAAUGGAGAUAGAGGAGCCAACAUUAAUGGAUGAUAUUGUGGCUGCAGUCGUUGACUUCUUCCAAGUACUAAUCAGAUCUUCUUACAUAGCGACAACGAUAACAAUGAUGGCAUGGAGUAUAAUGUUCCACUCGUGGUUGACAUUUGUGUUCCUCAUGUGGGCAAAUAUCGUGUGGUUAUGCCAGGAUCAGCGAUCCUUUAUGUUGAAGACUAGUCCCGUGCUGGUUUGCUACGCAAUGUUACUGCUUAUCGCGCAGUACAUCUAUGGCAUGAAUCUUACGGAGAGCGAGCUACCGUCUAAUAUAACAGAGGUGAAUCUGCACCAGAUAGGCCUGGGCCGGGAGGAGGGCGAGCCGUGCGUGCCGCUUCUAAUCAAGUCGCUGUUCACGUGCAUGUUCUGGGUGACGCUGCGCCAGCGCGUGCAGGAGCUGCGGCGCCGUCGACACUCCGCCGUCGUCACCGACAUGGCGGCGCCGCUGCACCUCACCGUUUCCGCCGCCGCCACUGGUGUGGACGCUUCUCGUGAAGAGGAGAAACGGUCACGCUUGCUGGUAGCGCUAGGCGAGUGGCUGCGGGCUGCCUGCGCUCGAUACUGGAUAUACGUAGUUGUGAUCAUGCUCUUCGUGAUCGGCAUCACGGGCGAGCGAAUGACUAUCUUCAGGAUCAUAUACAUGUUCCUAUUCCUGUUCUUCAUACUCAUGUUCCAGAUAAGUUGGUACUGGUGGCGUCGUCUGAUGUACGUUUUCUGGAUAACAGUUAUUAUAUAUUCAAUGAUCAAUCUCAUUCUAAUUUAUAUAUACCAAUUUGAUAAUUUCUCGAAGACAAUAGAAACUUAUUUGAUGAUUAACGAGAGAUUGCAACAUGAUUUGGGCUUAGAGCCAUAUCAUCGGGCAGACUUAUUCGUAAAACUAUUAACGCCUACCUUGUUUCUCAUCAUUACAAUAAUGCAGGUGCACUAUUUCCAUAAGGACUUUAUGGCAUUAUCUGACCCAAAAACGAGGACAAAUAGUAUAGCUAGAGAAGUAGACUCAAGUAGGCCUAGUCAAGGCGGUACUUCCACUAUGAAAGAUGAUCUACCACCGCUGCCACUAGAAGAUAGACCCGCAAACGAGCACUCCGACAGUGACACUGAAGCGGAGCAGUCUAUAGGAACGUCUUCCUUCAAUACUGCUGCUCGUCGUUCUAUGUACAGGAAGUCGUCGCGCAGCCGCUCGUACGCGGCGCGGGAGCGCGUGUCGGCGUGGCGCGCGGCGCGCGCGUUCGCGUGGCGGCGCUGCGUCGCGCUGCGGCGCCGGCUGGCCGACUGGACCGACAAGGCCUUCAUCUUACUCGACAUACAUCUUAUCAAGAUCGUCUUUCUCUCGCUCAUGCUGCUCUGUGUCUUUAAUGUCUGCGCCAUGCACGUUCCAAUAAUGAUAAUUAUCGCACCGGCGCUGUUGCUAAGCUCUCGUAAGCAAAGAAUAUGCGUAUUGUUAAUAUCUACUCUAAUAAGUGUAUACUUUAUGGCGAAGAUGGUCUACCAAAUAGAGUAUAUAAAACAUUCAUUCUUUGAUGUGAACUGUACAAAGAUGGGAGAGAACAAUACAUUGAAUACGACAGUGUAUAACAACGCCGAAUGGGUUGGGUUCAGUAAGGCGACGUCGAAGCGACCUCUAGUGGUACUCUUAAAGGGCUAUAUAGGCCUAAUCGCUGUUUUCACCUUCUACUCGCUAGUCACAUACAGGCAACAAACACUCAGGAGCAUGGGUCUCCUACCGGCCAACAAGGAGAAGAUAAUGUUUCCAGAUGUCACCCGCGUAGACGCUGAUAAUAACCUGAUACAUUGCUUUAAAUAUUUAGUGAACUACGGCUUCUACAAGUUCGGAGUCGAGAUCUCGCUGAUGUGCCUGAUGGGCGUGAUCGGCUCGCGCAUGGACGUGUGCGCCGUGCUGUACGCGGGCUGGCUGCUGGCGCUGGCGGCGGCGCGGCGCGCGCGCCUGGCGCAGCUGUGGCCCGCCUUCACCGCCUGCGUCACGGCGCUCGUGCCGCUGCAGUACAUGCUGGCCGUGGGCUUCGUGCCGCAGCUGUGUCUGCGCUACCCUUGGGGCGGCAACGACCAGCAAAUGAAACAUAUCCGUACUUGGCUCUUUUUACCGUACGACGACGAGCCCCCGCAUGCGGUGAAGCUCAUCUUCGAUUAUUUCCUGCUUUUGUUCGCGGCGCGCCAGUUGAGGGUGUUCAGAGUGGAAAAAGUCCACGGUGACUCUUACGCAGGCGGUUCCAACAGCGAGGACAUCGGCAAAGACUGGGAAACCCCCAACUUUGUUAAUCCAGUACCGGACUUUUUAGGAUAUGUCGGAUCAUGGUUAGAUGUCUUAAAAAGAAUGGUAUUUCUGGGCAUGUUGUGGGUGACCCUCGCCAUUAUGUUCAUGACGGGCACUAAUCGUGUCAAUCUGUUUUCGAUGGGCUAUCUCAUCGGUUCUUUCAUAUUCCUGUGGCAAGGAACAGACUUCUAUUUACGUCCAAAGGAAGCAAUUUUGCAAUGGUGGUCCUGGCUCCUCCGCUACAAUGUAUCCGUUGUGGUAGUGAAGGCGCUGCUACAAAUCCCGGGUUGCAUGUUCAGCUCAGUGCUGCAGGAACACGCGUGCUGGCUCGUGCAGCUGCUGGGCAUCGGCUGCGUCGACAAGUUCGCCGGCGGGAACAUCGCCAGGUUUCUUAAGAUGCAGUAUGACAAGGAUUCAAUGUGUUCAGUUCCUCAAGAAGACAUUGGUUUGGCGUGGGAUGGAGUUUGUUUCGCUUUCCUGAUAUUGCAAAGAAGACUUUUCCACAGUUACUAUUUCUACAGAGUUAUCGAUGAAAGCAAAGCUACCACUGUUCUCGCAUCUAGAGGUGCGGAUUUAAUUGAGGAACUUCGUCAAAAACAAAUGAACAUACAAGAGGAACAAGAAGUAAAGAUAUUGGAAAAGAUUAAAGUUAAAAUGGAAAGAAUCAAAGCGAAUCAGAAGAAAAUACAGGGAGUUAUGUCAAAGGAACCCGUACACCACGAUGCAGGAAGUGGUACCGUUUCCGCGCCAGUCACACAUAGGCAUAAAGCACGCGUGAGAACUCCGUUUAAGCCGCCCGCCAGCCAUCAGAAGGCGGUGCGUUCCGGAGACUACUACAUGUUUGAUGAAUUUGACGAUACUGAUGUUCAUUUGAAAGACGAUGAGUCCAGUUCAGACGAAGAAGCACCGAAAACUAUGGGUUUCGGGAAGCUGGUGUCGACGGCCAUCAAGACGGACGUGCGCCGCGCCGUGUCGCUGCGCCGCGCGUCUGCGCCCGCCGUGCGCACGCGCGCCUCCUCGCUCACCUUUCCCUUCUCCUAUCCGCGCCAGGGUCGGACAACUACACCUCGGUCAGAGGCUGUACGGGAAGCAGACGUGGAUGUAAAGGUAUCAGAGCAUGAUCGGCCCGGACCUUCAUCAGAAUUAGAGGAUUUUGCACCGCAACCAGAAUCGGAGUCGUUCAUUGAUAAAUUAAAGGGAUUCUUAGACACCACUACAGCCUUUAUAUCUAGUAUACUUGUAUCCUUGACGCGUCACCUAAUGAAGUAUUCGCGAGAUUACAGAUACGUUUCGCGUACGUUAUCUGUUGAAAAAAAGAGGCUCAAGGAGAAGGAAGGCUUCGGUAUCGGUCGACGAGAAGGUUCACAGAUGAUUUGGGAGCCGCUACCCGAAACGCUGUUGCAUCAUAAGGAUGUGACGACGUUGGAAGAGCAAGACGACUCGAUGUUUAAGCAAGAAAAGUCUCCGAUAAUACAUCUCGUUUAUGCAUUGUGGUAUGCGGUCUUGGCGCAUACCGACAUAGUUUGUUACAUUAUGGUGUUCAUAAACCAGAUCCAGUCGGCAACAAUUCUAUCCAUUCCAUUACCUCUUAUGGUGUUUUUAUGGGGAACUUUGACCAUACCGCGACCAACUAAAACCUUUUGGGUUACUCUAAUUGCGUACACUGAGGUCAUAGUAUUAAUAAAAAGCAUGUUCCAAUUCGAAAUCUUACCGUGGAACCAAAAAGCCAUACCAGCGAACAUGCCUUUCACUGCGCCGAGAAUUAUCGGAAUAGAGAGGAAAUUCAACUAUGCAUUAUAUGACCUACUUCUUCUACUCAUUAUAUUUUUACAUAGAUUUAUGUUGAAAUCGUUGGGCUUGUGGAAGGAAUCAACGCCGGAGGUAGAAUUAAAAGAGGAUAUGGAGUAUCCCUUGAAUCCUUCUGAUACCCAAUUGUUGGUCGAAGGUCGAGGUGAAGAAGUCGGUCGGAAGUAUCUGGAGAUGCACGAAAGGCCGACCCCGCCCGCACAAACGGAAACGAAUGAUAUAUCUGAAACCCCGAAAAAAACGGUAGAAUUAAGAGAACCUGAACAAACGGAAGAUCACGACUUAGAACAAGAACCUGGUCCCUCUAAAGUCAUAGACGACGAUCAUUACAAAGUCAAUGACGACCAAGAACCGAUAAUUGCUGUUGCGACGACGCUAGAAGAUACAUAUAGCCACUAUCCUCAAGUAAUUGUGUUAUCCGUGAAGCGCUACCUGUCGCCCACGCGGCACUUCUUCCAGCGCAUGCUGGCGCCGGGCGCGCGCGUCACGGCCGACAUCUACGCCUACAUGUUUCUCUGCGACUUCUUCAACUUCCUCGUCGUUAUAUUCGGCUUCGCUGCUUUCGGAACUCAUCAAGGGGACGGCGGGGUGCAGGCUUAUCUGGAAGAGAACAAAGUACCGAUCCCAUUUUUGGUGAUGUUGAUUCUUCAAUUCGGUCUGAUCGUGAUAGACCGCGCGCUCUACCUGCGCAAGUUCAUGCUGGGCAAGAUAUUAUUCCAAUACGCACUCAUAAUCGGCGUGCACAUUUGGAUGUUCUUCGUAUUACCCUUCAUCACUGAGAGAACAUUCAACGCUCUGUUGCCGCCGCCCAUGUGGUACAUGGUGAAGUGCGUGUACCUACUGCUGUCCGCGUAUCAGAUCCGCUGCGGAUAUCCGCGCCGCAUCAUCGGCAACUUCCUCUGCAAGUCCUACCACUUCCUCAACAUGGUUUGCUUUAGAGGAUUUAUGGCUGUGCCUUUCUUGUUCGAGUUACGCACACUGAUGGACUGGAUCUGGACGGAUACAUCUAUGACGUUCAUGGACUGGCUCAAAAUGGAAGAUAUAUUCGCCAGUGUUUUCUUACUGAAGUGCUCGCGCUACGUGGAGGACGAGUUCCCGCAGCCGCGCGGCGCCAAGAAGUCGGCGACGUCCAAGUACCUGCUGGGCGGCGGGGUGCUCGCCUUCGUCAUCGCCAUCAUCUGGUUCCCGCUCGUAUUCUUCGCCUUCGGAAACUCCGUUGGGCAACCGAAUCCACCAACAGACGUUACGGUAAAAAUUCGAAUCGGACCAUUUCUGCCGGUCUACCAGAUGUCGGCACAAUCGCAUAAUAUAGACGUCUUCACGGAGCAGGACUACACGCAGCUGAGCAACCAGUACGCUCGCGACCGCACGGCGCAGACGUUCCUGUCCAACUACAUGUACAACGACGUGGCCGUCGUCACCAUCAACCCCAACUCCACCAUGACGUGGCAGAUCUCACCGCCCGAGCUCGCCCGCCUCGAGAAGGAGGCCGUCUCCAAUGCGUCGCUUGCGGUGAAAUUCACAUACGUCAUCACACAUCAGAGCAACAACGCGCAGAACCCGCCCACCAUAGACAGCAAUCGCGAGGUGCCGCUGGACGCCUACAUUGACGGGAAGCCCAACCCCGAGAGGGAGACGCUGCUGAAGCUGCUGGCGGACACCGCAAAGCCCGACACUUGGCUAAAUGUGAAGAUGCUUUUCCCGAAAUUCCUAAAAGUCUUCAAUAAAGGCACUUCGAAGCCUGCCUACCAAUUGAUGCCCCCGAUAUCGGGGACGGAGCACGACGACGCGCGGUUCUACCGCGACGUGCAGUUGCGCCUCGAGCGCGAGGGGGACAGCGUGUACUGGCGCGUGCGGGAGGCCUGCCAGCCGUCCGAUUACCUCGCAGCGAUUCCGAUGAACAACUGUGAUAUGCUCGUCAUGUACACUUUCAAUGACAAACUCUUCCCGGAGACUCUCAAUUUUAUAUCAGGAGGAGGAAUAAUCGGGCUGUACACGACGUUCGUGUUCCUGGCGUCGCGCGUGCUGCGCGGCUUCUUCUCGGGCAUCUACACCAAGAUCAUGUUCGACGACCUGCCCAACGUCGACCGCGUGCUGCAGCUGUGUCUCGACAUCUAUCUGGUUCGCGAGGCUUUAGAGCUGUCCCUAGAAGAAGACUUAUUUGCGAAAUUAGUAUUCUUGUAUCGAUCGCCAGAGACCAUGAUAAAAUGGAGUCGACCGAAGGAAGAAGACAGUCAAGAACAAAGAGCACUACCAGCUCCAAACUGAUCUGCAUUGAGGUUUUAAUUGGUCCGAAGACACAUAUUACCGAUAUGUCGAGAUUAAUAUAUUAAUCAAUUAAAAGAAAGGAAAUGAAGUAGAAAUAAUUAUUGAAAUGAAGGACUUUUCCUACAAUAUAUAUCUUAUGGUUGACAACGAAGAAAAUCUUUUAAAUAGGUUUCAUAUUUUCGUAUCUAUUAUUCAUCUUUAUACAAACAUAGUAGCUGUACAUUUUAUUUAAAAAUAAUCAAAUUAAUUUAUAUAGUGAUAAUUUUAUAUUUAUAUAUAUUGUUGUAAAAACUGGAUAACUUGUUCGUCCAUAUAAUGUCAGCUUCAAAUCUUAGAUAAAAACGUUGAUACACAUUAAUCGUUUCAAAAGGAAUAAUGCGAUAGCUAAAAAUAUAUCUUCAUAGGUAUUUGUUUAGUUCUUUAAAAAGGAAAACAAUAAAAAAAUCCAAGAAAUCUAUAUAAAUUUGGUAACCAUUUGAGAUACCAUGUAAAUGAAUAAAUAUAGUUUAGGGUAUAAAAUACGUACUGUACAGUAAGAAGGUAAUUAGGAACCUUAAGAAUAAUGCCUGUGCUUAAAUAUUUGAAUUUUACAUAUAUAACUCGAGAAACGGAUAAAUAAGUCGGUCACGUAAAUGUUAUCCAUACCUAAUAAUUUAUGUGUAUGUUAACAUGUAUGUGUAAUCGCAAAAAAAUUUAAACCGUUCUAAUAUUUUUCACAAUAAUACGUGCUAGUUUUUGUGCUUUAGAACAUAAAUGUACAAGCCACAUAUAAUUCGUAAUAGCUUUGUACAGAUAAUAUUUGGUAUAUUAAGAAACCUCUUAUAGAGAAAUGGUGCCUAUGGAUUUAUGGAACAGCAACAAUGUAGGGAUCCAUCCAUUGACUGUCGAUAAUUCAUCAAGACACAAAUAUUUACAACUAUUUCUAGCACAACUAUUUGUAUUUUGUACCUGCACUUAGUAAUUUAUUAGUACUUAAUAAAUAAAAACUUGUAGUAUCUACGCUCUCUAAAUGUAAAACGGUUUAUAAUAUUUCAAUUUAAUUGAGUAUCUUCCUAGUCCUAUAUAUAGAAUAUUACAAUUUUAUUUUUGGAUAUUAAAUGCUGUAAUCUUACUAUAUCUUUUUAUUUCCGAAUAAAAGUUCGAUUAAAAGAUCGUCUUUUGUGAUUUAACUGCCUGAUUAAAGUAAUUGUUAUUACUAUAUUUUCUUUUUCACUUUGUUUAUCUGACUUCAUAUUGUAUUAUAUACGAUGUUAGUCGAAUU
Molecule: messenger RNA, 8980 nt
Organism: Vanessa atalanta (red admiral)
Lineage: Eukaryota; Metazoa; Arthropoda; Insecta; Lepidoptera; Nymphalidae
Gene: Piezo
Product: piezo-type mechanosensitive ion channel component
Exons: 53
Coding region: 181-7719 (2512 amino acids)
Source: RefSeq, a predicted model, not a curated record